AUGACUGUCGAAUAUAAGCCCAUCACUCACGACUGUCGGGCCAUGAAGUCGCCCCUGGCCACUGAUCUCAUUCACGUUCGAAGGGGGAAGAAGAACUAUACCAAGAUAUGGAUUAGUGGCUAUGGAGAAAGGGCUUAUCCAGAAUUUUCUUCCAAGCUAAAUUCUCCAAAACCUUACAAUGCCUUUUUAUCGAGGACUGGUUCAGUUGGGGUACGCUGCAUUGGGAUUGAAAUGGGCCAACAGGUUUUUUCUUGGGCAACAGUGCUGGACAAUGCAAGAUGUCAAAAGUCAGCUCACUUGUUGGCCUUCAAAUGGUGUCUCACGCAGCUGUCCUUACAUAAUGAUCAUCGUGGCAAAGCCCUAGCCUAUUGCUUAGACUCCCUCAACACUAUUAAUUUGAUAACCUCUCAAUGCACUCCAUCGUCGGCUGUAACCCCCAUUCUGUUUGAUGGCGAAUCGGAGAAGAGUGUGGCAGCCCAUUCUGUGUGUUGGGUGGCAUUGGGCCUGCACCUGGGCCCAUUGGAGGAGCUCCUGCAGGAGGUGGUGGCCCAUAAGGACCUGGGUUCCAACCGGCCGAAGGGGGAGGAAUUGCACGAGGAUCAGGCGCAGGAGCAUAUUGUGGUCCACCAAAGGCUUGGACAGCUGGACCUCCAACAGCAUAAGGUUGUUGCCCUAAUAUCGAGGGUUGAGAACUCAAAACAGGAGUGUUAG
Striga asiatica is the source of this 711-nucleotide messenger RNA. The record is from the annotation of a GenBank genome assembly. Lineage: Eukaryota; Viridiplantae; Streptophyta; Magnoliopsida; Lamiales; Orobanchaceae.